Messenger RNA from Vespula vulgaris, 1153 nucleotides. RefSeq lists its product as uncharacterized. The record is from RefSeq and is a predicted model, not a curated record. The coding region runs from base 134 to 877 and encodes 247 amino acids. Lineage: Eukaryota; Metazoa; Arthropoda; Insecta; Hymenoptera; Vespidae. Gene Ontology annotation, cellular component: chitin-based extracellular matrix. Gene Ontology annotation, molecular function: structural constituent of chitin-based larval cuticle. The transcript is spliced from 3 exons.
GUCGGCAAACACGCGAGGGCGAACAUCAAGGUCUUCUCGGGGUACCAGAUCCGCCAUAUCUGCCAUAUAAAACGACGAGUUCACCUAUCCUGCGAUCAUUCCCAUUCUUCUCUCCUUUCUUUAAAGUCUCAACAUGUUCGUUGUUCGAAUUUCGCUCAUAUCAUUGGUAUACUUUACCGUACUGACAAGCUGUCAGUAUCAGCCGGAAUCCCAACAAGCAGCGAUAUUAAGCGACGCGAGAUAUCUAGCAGGCGAUGGUACUUUCGGUUCGGCUUAUACUCAAGAAGAUGGAGUUGAGUUUAAAGAAGAAAGUGACGUUAACGGUGAUCGACGUGGUUCCUAUUCUUACGUGGACCCAACUGGACAAAGGCGUACGGUGACAUAUACAGCCGGAAAGAAUGGAUUUCAGGCAACUGGUGAUCACAUUCCCGUACCACCACCACAAAUACCACCGCAACCGGAGUACGUGCCAUUACCACAGUAUAAUCCUCCUGACUAUAAACCACCAGCCGCUUACAGGACUCCAGCACCACCCCCACCAGUAUACAGAAGUCCUCCUUUAGCACAGUAUCAAACACGAGCCGAAUCGGAAUACGAGCCACGAGCCGUCUAUCAACCCCAACCUCAGCUCCAACCCCAAUCCCAAUCCCAACUCCAACCCCAAUAUCAAUAUCGUCCACAGACACGAUACAUGUCACCGGACGUCCAAUCUAUACCCUCGUUUAGCCCUCGACCACAAUAUCAACCAACACAAGGAGCUCCCAUUCAAAGAUACAACGAAAUUACAACACCACCGCCGCAUAGAUUCUAUCCACCGGGAAAGCUUAAUUUCAACAGGACACCCGAUGGAUUUUCUUAUACAUUCAGCAAGAGUUAAGAUCGAAUUAAUUAAAUUUAUAUCUAACAAUAAUUUUUCUUUGAAGAAAAAUACACGAUAUAAAUGUUAUUAUCGAUAUAUAAAAGCAGUCGCGUCAAUUAAUUAAGUCGAUAACGACGACGAUUACUUUACAUGAUUUUAAUUAAUUCGAUUAAGAAAAAGUAUAAUAAUAUUUAUAACAAAAUAGACAAAUCAAAUCGAUAUGCGUAUGUCUUUUCUUGCGUCAUUGUGAUGAUCAUUAUCAACGAAUAAAACAUGUCGAAUAUCUCGCGUGAA